UUAAAUAUGUAUAUUUCUUAGUAUGAAUUCAAGACUUAAUCUACAAUCACGAAGUAUCAAGUAUACUUCUCUUAAGUAAGAAAAAAGAAAAUAGAGAGAGAGAGAGAGAGAGAGAGAGAGAGAGAGAGAGAGAAAGGAAGAGAUAGAGAAAAACGGAAAAAAGAAGUAUUAAAAAAUCGAACCGAUCUCAAUUCUACACCAAAGUGUUCAUCCUUCACGUGGAAAUUUUCUUUUACUAACUCUGUGUAACGUGGGACGUUUAGGGCCAGGUCGUGUUUUCUAACCUGUUUGGAGCUUUCAAAAAAUCUAAACGAUUUCAUGGUUACUUAUUAACGUCUGUACUACGAUAUCAAAUAGGUUUCGAAGUGAACUAUAUCUGAAAAUUUGUCCAAAAAAAAGUCGAAGUUGAAGCAAAAUUAUUUGGGACAUGGGACAAGGAUAACAAAUACACGAUUGUAAAAUCGUUGGAGGUCUAAACGCCCCACAUUGUAUACGAAUAAUUAAAAUCGUCGACUAGCAAUCUCCCGUCACAACAAUACAUACUAAUAAAGCAGCCACCACGCCAUCGACUCGAGCUCAAAAUAAAAUUAUCGUCAGCUCAUUACGAGGCAUUACGAGGAAUUCCCUAAUUCCCACUAACAAAAGAGACCUCAUCCUAUCGUCAGAAAUUCGUUAUCUCUCAACGAACGACAGACACCAAUAUUCUAGCGUACUCUUCCCGCGAUUCCUGAACGUCGAUCAAAGGCCGAAAGAUCCAGCGAUUAUUACGACUGGCCGCCUAUAAUUAAACAUAUCCGUGAUUGGAUUUGGCGGUAUGGGCGACGAUAAAUUACGAUUCCCCGGCAAAUGUCACGGAUCCCCGAGGAUUCCCGGGGACGAGGGGAACGCGACGAGCCCGAGGACAGUGGCUUCGCAAUAUCAUCGGGCUACCGUCUGGCUGGCCUUUUGCAAACGAGGUCGAAGGUCAUGUCUUCGAGACAUAAUCGUGCAUAGAGAGCGGAGUCAACAUAGGACCGUGGAUUCUCGAGCACGCGACCAUUUUUACAAUUACCAGCGAAAUUUAUUAUAAUCGAGAGUUAAAUUGAUCUUAAAGUGGUGUCGAUACGCUUCCGGUUUUGGUUCCUUAUUGGAAGGAAGUUGGAAGAGUGCAGAGAUUAUCGCAGAGGAUCAUGGCGACGUUCUAUCUUUUGGACAUCCUUGGAAUUUCAUUGCUGUUGCACUUGAGCUUUAGUAUAUUGCUACUGGUCAUUUUGGUGCCUUUUAUGCUACUCGUUUAUCCGGUGUUAAAAUGGUUAAGAAAGGGUUGGAUACGUUUCGUAAAAUGGAAAUAUCCGAACGUGGUCGUGGUGGAAGAGAACAACAUUCGAACAAUCCUGGAUCAAUUUCGAAAUCACGGGAUUUGUACUUUGCUGAUUCAAAGUCGCUCGAUCGCAGAAGGUAUUCGCGGCCACUUGGUACAUCUGACUACAUCCAGAAGGUUUCUUCGCGCAGGAUUAUCUACGAGAUGGGGUCUUUACGUAUGGAAGGAUCUUGAUUAUUUCUCCGUGGAUAAUCACUUGUUAAAUUCACCGUGUUCCUUCAGAGGUCGACCCAUCACAGAGUUCAACAUUCAGGACUAUGUGAGCGAUCUCACGUCGAAAUUCUUUCCAUUCGGACAACCACCGUGGCAGGUGCACGUAAUAAACUGUCUUCUUCGUGGAGAGGAGUACCAAAUCUGUCUGGUGAGGGUUCAUCAUCUGCUCCUUCAACAAGAACACCUAGCGUUGGCCGACUUCCUUCCAUUGAGAUAUUCUACUGACAGUUGGGCGUGUCAGGAAGCGGACUCUCCUUUCACGAAUCUUUACUCGGAGCCAUCGGCACUUCCAAAACUUUAUCAGAAACUCACGGAGAGCUUCAGUAAUUAUUGGAACGAAUUUUUAUACAAUAACGAUCCAAACGAGAGACCAGAAAUCCUGAAGAAGCAGAUUGGUAUUUUUCAAUGCUUGAAAAUCGCUGUCAUCGUUUUAGUCUCUUCGGUGAAAGAGAUGACAAGACAGUACAGGAAAGGAGAGGGACCCAGAUUUCUCGACAUUUUCUCCAUCUUACAGCGAGAAGCCAGUAAACGAAACGUCGGUCAUACCGUCUUUCUACACGCUCUAUUAAAAUCUUUGAACCCUCUGCAAUUCUUCUGCGAUGCCAUCCUAUGGUGUUGGUAUCUAGCAGUCGUUAUAACUCUGAAAACGCCGAUAUUACUUAUCCGAGAGUUACAAGCUUUGAAAUCACGUCACAAACAUUAUCAUUCGGAUACUCUGACUUCUAUGUUAUGGUGCUACGUUCCUUUGAUAUAUCAAGCCACCAUAGAGAUGGUUUCCAUAGCGUGGAUUGCUAUAAAGGCGCCGAAGACAAUUUUCGAAGAAUUAUUUCUGAAGCAUCCGCAAGCCAAUCGACUUCAAAUUACGUCCCCUUGCGGACGAAAAGUAGUUGCUUGGUCGGAGGAGAUCAAACUCGAUGUUCUACGAAAAAUCUCGUCUAUGACAGGAGCGACAGAGGCGGAAGUUUUGUUAGCCGCUACGGUAGAUUCUCUUAAGGAAUACUUUCGCCAUUCUGGCGUUAGAAUACCGGACGAUGUGCUCGCCACUGGCAAAUUUGUCGAACAGAGGGCCAUAUUUCUGCGGAAUCACCAAGCUAGAGGCAUUUUGUGUCUUGCGCUUCCUACAAAGACUCCGCUAUUCGAAGAUGAUCUGGUGGAAAUCUUACAGGUUAUUCAGAAAAAUGUGCGCGAGGCAAGAGCAAAGCAAAGUGCGAUGUACGCCAUAACGGCAGCUGAAGAGUCUUGCGGAUUGAUUUCCUCCUGUUUGCCGUCGUUACUGCUCAAAGUGAUGUUAAAUCAGUUAACGAGAAGGUAUUCCCUCUCCUUGACACAUGUCAACGGAGAUGUGCCCGUAGAAGGCGUGGACGCGAUGAUGUAUUGGCGACCCCCUCAAGGCAACUGCAAUAUGUCGAUAACCCUGCACAGGUACGGAAGCGGUGUGCGGCUAGGUGUGAUGGGCGACGCGUUAAUUGGUCCUGAACACGCCGUUAUCACGAGGACUUUCCCGAAAAGCAUGGAGAAUCUCGCGAACGUAGUUGGAGUUCCUAGAAUUCCCAGCAGAAACUCAACUCCGAGUCCAGUUAAUCCGAGUACUUCACCGGGACAUUAAAAAUGUACGGAGGCUAUGUAGAAUAGGUCACAUGUUUGUCUCCUGAGAAGAUAAAUCCGCGUUUUUUUCUCGGAAAUCGUGCGAAACUGCGAAUUCGAAAUUGAAAGGGAAAUUGAACUGGAUACCGGACCUUUAGAGGAAGACUUGUAUGUAGAAUUUAUUAACCCUGUCGGAUAAUAUUUAUAACUAUCUACGAUUGUCAUAUAUUUAAAAGAAAAAAAUUUCCAAUUUUUUUUUGGAAAUAGAUAAGCAAGAAAUAACGAAAAAGAUUGCGGCGGUGAUAUUUGUUACUUUUUUAUAAAUUUGUGAUGCAACGCUAUUUCUGUCUCCGUCCUUUUUGAUAUUAUCUUUUUUUUCAGCCACAUUCGAAUAAAUAAAAAUAAUCUGUUUCUUUCAACAUAUUGUAAGUAUAUAUAUUUAUACAAAUAUAUACAUUCGUAUCUAAUUUAUACAUACACUUUCAGCAAUUUAUAUUUUGCGGCAAUGCAUAACGCAUUAUAAAGAUUAAGAAAUUAAAUCUCCUUCUUAUUACUUGUUACAAUGGUUUCUAGUUUUUAAGUAUUAUACGUUACAACUGUUACAGUUGACAGAAGAUAUUUCAUUUUUUUAACAAGACAUUUCUUUCCAUGAAUCACAACUUUCGUUUUAGCUUGACUUUGCAUAAACAGAACAACGUUAGGGAAGUUAAUUUGAUAAUUUGAUUCCCAUCUUUGUAUUGAGUAUUUAAAAAGUUGUCAAUUUUGAUGAAAAUUAAUUACAAAAGGAAUCAUUUAUCAGGGUCUUGUCAUUUUAAUUAACAAAAUUAUGUUAUUUAACGAGAAGAGUGUCACGAUUUCAAAACUGUUUAACACUACACUUAGAUUAUCCCAAUUAAUAGUAAGCAACGUAACUAAACAAUAUUUGACUAAAAAAUAAUAUAUAUCAAGGCUAAAAAAUUAUUAUCUAAAUUUUAAAAGGAAAUAAAUGUUUCCAUCGCUGGUUAGGUUAUUAAUUACUUCCUGUUUAAAAAUUUCUAUUUCAUACCAAUGUGUUUCGAAAAAUUUACUUUUCCUGAUUGUGCCAUUUUUUCACAAACUCACGAUAUACAUGCGAAAUUGAAAUCAGUUGUGAUUUUCGAACUUGUAUGUUCACAUUUUUCUUGUUAAGAGAUAAAAAGAACCGUAAUUCCAUUAGUUUUCGAAAAUAAAUUAUUAAAGCUUCUGCAUGAGUCAAAUUGUAAGUCACAUGUAUGCUAUAGGGCGCAUACUCUAGUACCUCAUUGUGAGUGCACAUAUACAAAUAUUAGCGAUGAUACGUUAUACAUUGCAUAUGUACAUACGUAUACCUUAUAAAAAACGUAACACAUUGUACACAACGUUAAAGUCGUACGUAAUUCGUAGGCAAAAAUUAAAAUUGAAUAACUCUUUCUUAUGUUAUGAUACAGUACUAUAGAACGAUGUAAUAUUAUUAUAGUUACUUACUAAUAUUCUUUAUUCCCUCUCUUUUUCAUAUCCAAUGGACGUUGUCGCCCACUUUCUCCAUAUAACUUGCGCUUCCAUCUAUAGGUUUCAGUGCAAACAAUGAUAAUUAUGAUAAUACCGACUAUCAUCAUCACUUUUUACUACUACUACUGAAUCACUAAUUAACAAAUUACAAAUACUAUCACUAAUAAAAGUAAAAUAAUUUAAUAACAAUAACAUUCUAUCGUUAUAAACUAUGUAAUACACAAUAGAAAAAAGUUGUACGAAGUGAAACUAAUCGAUGCUAAAUGUAAUAAUUUUAAAAGGUUACAUUUUUCACUGUUGCAGUCAAAACCAUUCUGUUCUUUUAAAAUCAUAUUCCCAUAUCAUAUUGUCUUUGUGAUGAAAAAUGUUUCACGAUUAGUUAAUGAAUUCUGUAGAGGUGGUAUUUUCUAACAAUAACACAGUAUCACUUUGUGGGGUUGGUAGAAAAUUUAAGACGUUGCUUUCAUCGAUACUCUGUGCCACAAGAUGCACGUGUGCAACUUGAGAGAAGGAUACCCAACCGUGCGAAAUUCAACCUAACUGGGCGCGUAUAAUCGAAGGAAGAUCCGUUGCUACGAGGACAGUAAGAUAAUAAACUGUAUUUCGACCUCUACCCCUACUUGAUCCAAACACGCGCUACAACAAAUACACAAUAGUGGAAACUGAAAACUUUGUUAGACUCCGUGUCGACUUCGAAAAGAUGUAUGUGUAAUUUAUUGUAUAAGAUAAUGUACAAUUUUUACGCAAUUUCAAAUCUACUUUCAAGAAACUCCUGGUAAAAUUUACAUUUGUUAUCACACUUGACACUGUUACGCUAUGUAGUAUUAAAUAUAACAUUGUUGCAAACAGCAUCAAAACUCUCAUUGAUUAUUGAGUAUAAAAUGUGAUAGCGGGAUAAUAUGGACAACCAAUUGACUUAUAUCUUUAGAAGUGAAAUAUUUGAUUUUAUCUUGUACCUUUGCGUGUCGUGUUUUAGUGAAGCAUGUGUACACGAAGCAAGGCGCUACUAGCGUUCCAAUGCACGCUAGAGAACAGUAGCAGAAACUAGUAUUUUACGACUCUCAGUUCAAUCCGAGGGAAAGCUUUGACAAUUUAUUUUGUAAGGACGAUAUACUUAAAGCGCAUUCUUCUUUUUAAAUUUUUUUUCUCAAGAGACACAGGAUAAAUGACAUAGAAAUCCGGAAAUGAAGUUAACACGUCGUUAAGAAAUUGUAGAGAAAGAACUGUAUCCAUUUUUAUACGCUCUACGAGUAUGACAUAAUUAUUUAUAAGCACGAUCUUUUCUAAGAACGAGACUUUUUAAUAACAUUCAUUAUAAUGUAAUGGAAACAAUUAAUUGUUGAUAUUUUUGUUAAACUUCUAACAACAGGGUGCUUAUUUAAGCAAAAAUAUAAGUAUGUACAUAUUGAAACAGCAGAUUUAAGUAAAGUUGCAGUCAUUAUAGUUACGUAUCCUUACGUCUCUACCAUGAUAUCGAUUGAUUAAAUAUUUCUAAAAGCUAUACAGAAAUUUCUAAAAAUCGAAUAAGUUUAUUGGAUUUAUUUUUUUUAUUUUUUAAUUGAAAUAUGUCAUUACGGUGUAUAAUAUGGUAACAUUGCGCUUCAAAAAUCUUCGUUAAUAUAGUUAAAUGCCGAAUACUUAUUAACUAGAGAAUACAUUUGCUAAUUUCACAAUUUUUCUAACCUUUACCUGACAAUGGUUGCGAUCACAGUUGGGACGUUUCGUUACAACGAUGCGAAAAAUUAUUGUACAUCGUUUUAAUUAGCAUGGCAGACUUGAUUUCUCAAUUUGUUAUCUAUAUUGGACGUUAUAAGGCAGAAGUUUAGAAGUAUAUCAAUCUGGUGGUAUUCACAGCAAAUUUGAAGAAAAUCCAAUCAGCAUGUUCUUUAGAUAUCACUCAUACUGUUAUACCCUAUCAUGCGCUCGAACCAUGUCCUUGAAGGGAAGAGGGUGAACGCUUUCUAGACGAACGCGAGGCCUUGAGAUGAUUAGGCCACGAACAAUACUCUAGAUGAUCUUCCAGGCAAUCGAUCAGACCAUAAUAUGUCGCUAAUGUACUAACGACGCCUCGGAAGUAACCUGAUUUAUGACACGCACGGCCAUUGAGAACAUGAUAGACAUAGAAAAUAGAAAAGAUUGUUAGAAUUGUUGAAAAAAAUCGUUAUAAAUGCUAAAGUCUCUACUAAAAAAUAGCCUCUUGUGUCCGAAAGCAGGCGUCAUAAAAUUACCUACGAAAGACCUCACGUUUUUGUUCCUUCGGACGGAACACGCAAGAUUUUUUUGUCGUUAACGCCUUUAUAAGUAUAUAAAUUCAGUUAAGUUUGCCACUUCCUUGUUCAGAAAUAUUCAAAUUGAAUUACCAGAUAGUAUAUAUUUGUAUGUUAGUUCAUGUUUUUCUAGUAAUACACGUAUAUAGAAAUUUUGUAAAUAUUUAUCAAAGCAAGUUUCUUCUAAUUACGAGCACCUUUUUUAGAAACAUCCUUUUUUUUAUUGUUUUAUUUGUUUUUAAGAAAGAAUUUUGUCUUUAAUAAAAUUAUUGGUGAAUUAAUUUUUUUUAAAGAAAAGUAAAUAAUAUGUAUUUUAUAGCUUUGUACUGUUGGAACAACAGCGAAUAAUAUAUACCAAUUGCAUAUCGAUACAUUUACGCAAGCGACACGCAUCGCACAUAUUAAUCGAAAGAUAAAUUGCAAUUUAAAAGAUAAGGAUGCAUUUGUAUUUCAAUUGAAUAAAUCAAACUGUAGUAAAUCCACAAAAUAAUUAAAUAGUGAAAUACGAUGUUCAAUUACGUUUGCCGCAUGAU
This is a messenger RNA of Bombus huntii, 7463 nucleotides long. RefSeq lists its product as uncharacterized. Lineage: Eukaryota; Metazoa; Arthropoda; Insecta; Hymenoptera; Apidae. The coding region runs from base 1170 to 3179 and encodes 669 amino acids. The transcript is spliced from 8 exons. Gene Ontology annotation, molecular function: diacylglycerol O-acyltransferase activity; long-chain-alcohol O-fatty-acyltransferase activity. Gene Ontology annotation, cellular component: plasma membrane. Gene Ontology annotation, biological process: triglyceride biosynthetic process. The record is from RefSeq and is a predicted model, not a curated record.